AUGGCGGAAAUCGACCCGUACCGACAAGCCUUCGAGCUCGUGACAGGAGAUGGCAGACAUUUGCAGAUUGAUGUCGAGAUCGUCAACAUCGUCUACCAGGAGAACAUAGGCAUCUGCAUCAACUAUGGUUCGCAGAUCGGUGCGAGCUUCAUGAUGCUUUUGACAAUCAUUGCCAUGACGCCCUCCAUCAAGCUCAUCAAAGUUUCGCUAUGGAUUCACAUCCUUACCCUUAUCGCGAGCACCAUCCGCAUGACACUCCUUGCCGCUUACUUCACUUCCAACUGGAACAACUUCUACUCGACCUGGACGGGCGACUACUCCAGAAUCACGGCAGGGGACUUUCAUCGCAGCGUUGCAACGGAGACGAUAUCCUUGAUCCUCCUCAUCCUGGUCCAGAUCUCGCUCGGAAUUCAGGCUUGGGCUCUAGUCAAUCUGUUGCCGGGAUGCUGGAAGUGGUUCUUUACGGGACUUUCCUUCUUUAUAUCCACGGCGGCUGUGGCCUGGCGUAUGGCCUUCACCGCCAUUCAAAUCGAAGCAAUCUUGCUGAUCACGUUGCCGAACCCGGAUUGGAUACGGUACCAAAGCACCAUCAUUGGCGCCGUCUCGAUCUUUUACUAUUGCGCCCUGUUCAACAUCAAGCUUCUCAUUCACUUGGUCAAGAAUCGUGGGAUACUCCCCACGAGACAGGGGCUGAGCGCCAUGGAAGUGUUGGUCAUCACCAAUGGUCUUCUGAUGAUGAUUCCAGCAGUCUUCGCUUCUCUGGAAUGGGGUCACUGGACGAACUUCGAAUCGGCUUCCGUCACCUACACCUCGGUCGUCGUCUUUCUUCCGCUUGGGACCCUAGUUGCAUCUCGCAUUUCGGGCAACACGUCUCAAGCUGAAGCCCAGCGGAGCGGCUGCACAUUUUGUUCCAGCACCCCGCUCAAGAUGGGAUCUACAAGCGGUUUGUUCAACGCGUAUGGGAGCACGCAGCGGGGCAUCGUCACUUCGCAUGUCGAGUCUGCUUCAUCCCAUUCUCAUUGUCGUAACCGGACCGAUUCAGUUGAUCCGAUCGAUCUAGAGCUGCGACGUAUCGAGGAUUGUGAGAAGGGCAUCAUUCGAGUCAAUCGGGAGGUUCAGCUCUACGAGGAGCGCGUCUAA
Messenger RNA from Colletotrichum karsti, 1140 nucleotides. RefSeq lists its product as uncharacterized. Bases 1 to 1140 code for a protein of 379 amino acids. Gene Ontology annotation, molecular function: mating-type factor pheromone receptor activity; pheromone binding. NCBI's taxonomy places the organism in Eukaryota, Fungi, Ascomycota, Sordariomycetes, Glomerellales, Glomerellaceae. The record is from RefSeq and is a predicted model, not a curated record. The transcript is spliced from 2 exons. Gene Ontology annotation, cellular component: G protein-coupled receptor homodimeric complex; membrane. Gene Ontology annotation, biological process: G protein-coupled receptor signaling pathway.